Molecule: messenger RNA, 2818 nt
Organism: Hippopotamus amphibius kiboko
Lineage: Eukaryota; Metazoa; Chordata; Mammalia; Artiodactyla; Hippopotamidae
Exons: 2
Coding region: 847-2049 (400 amino acids)
Source: RefSeq, a predicted model, not a curated record
CCAAAACGUCUGCGAGCAGAGGGCCGACACCCACCCCCCUGGGAGGAGCUGUCUCUCUCCAAUCCCACGACUUUCCUCUACCCCGGACUGGCUUUUUCCAGAAAGAAACAGGUAGAGACGUGAACGUUCGCGUUGACUGUAAAAUUCCAAGCUGGCUCCUCGAGGUGCAGAGAGCGGAGGGUGUGGCUGCCUUGGCCUCGGCCAGGAGGUGAGUGCACCAGGCCUGCUCCGCGGGCCGAGGUGGGGUUUCUGCCCAGGCCGGACCCACGGGGCCUGGCCGGGCUCUGGGCACGGAGGGGCCUGGUAGGAGGCCAGGAGGCCAUUUGCCACCCCCAGGGGCGAGCCCACCCUGCCCCGGGCCAGGGGACCUGCGCUUGCCCAUGGGGAGAUGUAGAGGCAGUGCAGGUGCAGGAGCCCAUGGGCUUCCCCGGCGUCCAGCCCUGGCCAGUGGGAAGGUCCAGUUCCACUCGAGGAGGCCCAAGGCCCCUCUGACCUCUCGGGGGAGGGGCCUUGGCUUCCCUGGUGCAGCCCAGCUGUUCUCCUUCAUCUCAGACUUCCUCUCCGCCUGUCCAGGCGGGCCCCGAGGGGCCAGUGCAGAGCAGACAGUGCCUGCGGCUCAGGUCCACGGAGAGGCCCCGACAUCCUAGGAAAGGGGCUGCCUUCACCCUGCAGGUGGUGGACCCGCCACCCAGAGAGGGGGUGCAAACACGUGAGCUGGAAGCCGGGGUUCACUGCCACCCGGGCUGUGUGUGUGUGUCUGCGUGUGUGUGCCUGCAUGCGUGUCUGCCUGUGUGUGCAUGUGCGCGUGUCUGUGGACACAUUCCCAGGGCCCCCCCACAGGUGCACAUGCGUGUGCGCAGGUGUAAGUCCAGGGGCCGCGGCCAUGUUCGCACCCUCACCCCGAGAGCUAGAAGCAGCGAGUCUACACCGUCUCCACCCUCCUGGCCCCGGGGAGUGUCUGCUGCUGCAGCUCCGCAGGAGGGAAGGUUUGGGCUGAUCCAGGGCGUGAAGGACAGAGGCGCCCAAGUACCAGCUGAGCUUUCAACACCGUCAGGGACCAGCGUCUGUGCUGCGAACACGGGCUCCGUGGACACAGCCUGGAGGACCGACCGCAGUCAGGCGUGUAGAUGGGCAAACUGCUACAUCUUCAGGUGCCAGAUAUUCCCACCCUCUGUUCCAAGCACGCCCUGGGGUUGGGAUCCCCGUCCUAGAGAAGGACUGGGCGCCUGCUGGGGAAGGGCCCGCAGAACAUUGCAAACUCACAGCACAACCAGCAGUCACACGGACAACACCCACCCCGCCUACAUGGUCACACGGACAACACCCACCCCGUCGACACGGUCACACGGACAGCACCCACCCCGUCGACACGGUCACACGGACAGCACCCACCCCGCCGACACGGUCACACGGACAGCACCCACCCCGUCGACGUGGUCACAUGGACAGCACCCAUCCCGUCUACGUGGUCACAUGGACAACACCCCACCCCGUCUACACAGUCACCCGGGACACACCUGGUCUACAGACCCCUGCAGCCAGCCUACCAGUCUCUGGCAGAGGCCCUGUGGGGUGUUUGCUGGACGGGCAGUCAGGGCACACUUGGGGCGGACCGGUGUGCUCGUGGCCGGAGACGACCGGCUCCCCUGGGUGGGUGUGGACGCGGGGCCUUGCCGGCUGCCUGGGCAGAGACUUGAGCUUGCGCUCCUCCGUCGGGCUUGUUCAGGGGACAGCGGGGCCGGGGUCCUCCCUGACCCCCCAUUCUUGUGUGACUGCCAGCUUCCUGGGCUCCCUCUGCCUUCGGGAACACGCGUCCACCCCACCCCCAUCCUCAGACCCCGGCCCGUCCACCCACGUGCUGGCCUGCAGAGCCUGAGGCAGCCCCCACCUGCCAACCGGGACGGACACAUCUGCGCCCUCAGGGUCCCCUACCUCCAGGACAGGGUCCAGUGGAGGCUCCUUGCAGUCGACCAGGAGAAGGAAGACAACGGCUCCAGGAAGGAGAAGGGGCGAGGACAGGAGGGCACGGGGACUGGGCACACAGCUUGAAGGAGGCUGUGUCCCUGUGGCUCGGUCCUUGUGGGGAGGGGCGGCCGCCAGGCCCUCCCUGGCAGUUCAAUGGCGAGAGGUCCCCUGCACAGCGGGAGCCGCUCCUGGGCAGCUGUUGUUUAAUCGUUUCAAAACGUGUCACCGAGAGUCAAAGACGUGGGCUGGGCGCCCCAGUCCCCUCCCGAGGGUCUGGGCAUCGCGACUCAGAGGAGGGUCCCGCAGACCCUGCGUCAGGGGAGGGCCGCCACCUCCAGGCCUGCCUCAGGCAACAGUUCCUGGGAAAACCACAGGCUGUGGAACUAGACGGCUCUGUUUAGCUAACACCCUUCUCAUUCGCGAAACCCCGACUUGUUAAGGGCCUGGGAUGCCCUGGGAACGGAGACGGUGUCCUGGCUCUGGGGGAAGAAGAGGCUCCUGGGGUGGCUUGGGUCCCGCCUGUCAGGCCAGUGAUGCACAGACGCACGGGCGUGAGACGUGAACUCCGGGUGCGCCCUUCCUGAGACCCGGCUGGGCGCUGGGGGGAGGGGAGAGCAGGGCGGUGGCCAGCCCACCUUGUAGGCCUGCGAGGCGACAGGGCCCACCAGCCUGGGGGUGACGGGAUGAAGGGGGACACAGAGUGGUGGCUCCGCGCCCCCCCCCGGCCUCCACAGCGGGCGAGGGCACCCCCGGGAGGACCGGGCAGAGGGUCCGAGACCCCAGCCCCAGGCCCUGUCCCCGGCUCCGCGCCUCCCCCGAGGAGCUGCGUGUGUGACACAGGCUGAGCGGGGCC